AUGCGGACCGGGUUUCUCCCAGCACUCGCCGCCCUGGGCGCGGUCCUGCUCCUGUCUUCCAUUGAGGCAGAAGUUGACCCACCUUCAGACUUGAAUUUUAAAAUUAUAGAUGAAAAUACUGUUCAUAUGUCAUGGGCAAGACCAGCUGAUCCAAUUGUGGGUUACAGAAUAACAGUGGAUCCUACAACAGAUGGACCCACUAAAGAAUUUACCCUUGCACCUAGUACCACUGAAACUUUGCUGUCAGACCUUAUACCUGAAAUAGAGUAUGUGGUGACAAUAACUUCAUAUGAUGAAGUAGAAGAAAGUGUACCAGUUAUAGGCCAACUAACAAUUCAAACAGGUGGUCCCAGGAAGCCAGGGGAGAAGAAGCCUGGAAAAACAGAGAUACAAAAAUGCUCUGUCAGUGCCUGGACUGAUUUAGUUUUCCUUGUGGAUGGCUCAUGGAGUGUGGGAAGAAACAAUUUCAAGUAUAUUUUAGACUUUAUUGCUGCUCUUGUGUCAGCUUUUGACAUUGGGGAAGAGAAGACAAGGGUUGGAGUUGUCCAGUACAGCUCUGACACCAGGACUGAAUUUAACUUAAGUCAGUACUAUCAAAGGAAUGAGCUUCUUGCUGCAAUUAAAAAAAUCCCAUAUAAAGGUGGCAACACAAUGACAGGGGAUGCCAUUGAUUACUUAAUUAAAAAUACUUUUACGGAAUCUGCUGGAGCAAGAAUUGGGUUUCCUAAAGUGGCGAUUAUUAUUACUGAUGGCAAAUCCCAGGAUGAAGUGGAAAUUCCAGCAAGAAACCUUCGCAAUAUUGGGGUUGAAGUUUUCUCUUUGGGCAUUAAAGCUGCAGAUGCAAAAGAACUCAAACAAAUCGCCUCCACACCUUCACUGAACCAUGUUUUCAACGUGGCUAACUUUGAUGCAAUUGUGGAUAUUCAGAAUGAAAUAAUCUCCCAAGUGUGCUCAGGUGUUGAUGAACAACUCGGUGAAUUGGUUAGUGGAGAAGAAGUUAUUGAGCCUCCUUCAAAUUUGAUUGCAACAGAAGUCUCAUCAAAAUACAUUAAACUCAGUUGGAGUCCAUCUCCUAGCCCUGUGAGUCACUAUAAAAUCCUCCUCACACCAAUGACUGCUGGAAGCAGACAGCAUGCUCUGAGUGUUGGGCCUCAGACGACCAUGCUUAGUGUACGAGACCUCUCAGCAGACACAGAAUACCAGAUUAGUGUUUCUGCCAUGAAAGGACUGACAUCUAGUGAGCCUGUAUCAAUAAUGGAAAAGACUCAGCCCAUGAAAGUCCAAGUGGAAUGUUCACGUGGUGUGGAUAUAAAAGCUGAUAUUGUGUUUUUGGUUGAUGGUUCUUAUAGCAUUGGGAUUGCAAACUUUGUUAAAGUUAGAGCCUUCUUGGAAGUUCUUGUGAAAAGUUUCGAGAUUUCACCAAAUAGGGUACAGAUAAGUCUUGUCCAAUAUAGCCGGGAUCCUCAUACCGAGUUUACUUUGAAAAAAUUCAACAAAGUUGAAGAUAUAAUUGAAGCAAUAAAUACCUUUCCCUACAGAGGAGGAUCUACGAAUACUGGCAAAGCAAUGACUUAUGUCAGAGAGAAAAUAUUUGUGCCUAGCAAGGGUUCAAGAAGCAAUGUACCAAAGGUUAUGAUUCUCAUCACCGAUGGGAAAUCGUCAGAUGCUUUCAGAGAUCCUGCCAUAAAGCUGAGGAACUCCGAUGUUGAGAUUUUUGCAGUUGGUGUGAAGGAUGCUGUUCGCUCCGAAUUAGAAGCUAUCGCCUCUCCUCCUCCGGAGACCCAUGUGUUCACAGUGGAAGAUUUUGAUGCUUUUCAGAGGAUAUCUUUCGAACUCACACAAUCUAUCUGCCUUAGAAUUGAGCAAGAAUUGGCAGCUAUAAAGAAAAAAGCUUAUGUGUCUCCAAAGGAUCUCAGGUUCUCUGAGGUGACUUCUUAUAGUUUCAAAACCAAUUGGUCUCCUGCUGGAGAAAACGUUUUUUCGUACCAUAUCACCUACAAGGAAAUGGCUGGGGAUGAUGAAGUCACGGUGGUGGAGCCAGCAUCAAGCACCAGUGUUGUUCUCAGCAACCUGAAACCAGAGACCCUGUACUUGGUCAAUGUGACUGCGGAGUAUGAAGAUGGCUUCAGUAUUCCUUUAUCUGGAGAGGAGACUACUGAAGAAGUAAAAGGAGCACCUCGAAACCUAAAAGUAACAGAUGAGACCACUGAUAGCUUUAAAAUUACCUGGACUCAAGCUCCGGGGAGAGUUAUAAGGUAUCGGAUUAUAUAUAGACCAGUGAGUGGUGGAGAAAGCAAAGAAGUUACCACUCCAUCCAAUCAGAGGAGGAGAACCCUAGAGAACCUGACUCCAGACACAAAAUAUGAAGUAUCUGUAAUUCCUGAAUAUUACUCAGGACCUGGCUCUCCACUGACUGGAAAUGCAGCUACUGAAGAAGUUAGAGGGAAUCCAAGAGACCUAAAAGUUUCUGACCUGACAACAUCAACUAUGAAAUUAUCUUGGACUAGUGCACCAGGAAAAGUGAAGCAGUACCUCAUCACCUACACUCCAGUGGCAGGAGGUGACACUCAGGAGGUCACUGUGAAGGGAGAUACAACCAAUACCGUGCUGAAGGGAUUAAAGGAAGGAACACAAUAUGCCUUAUCUGUGACUGCCUUAUAUGCAUCUGGGGCUGGAGAUGCCCUUUUUGGAGAAGAAACGACACUCGAAGAACGUGGUUCACCUCAGGAUUUAAUCACUAAAGACAUCACUGACACAUCAAUUGGGGCUUACUGGACAUCUGCUCCAGGAAUGGUUCGUGGUUACAGGGUCUCGUGGAAAUCGCUCUAUGAUGAUGUUGAGACUGGAGAGAAAAGUCUUCCUGAAGAUUCAAUUCAUACUGUGAUAGACAACCUUCAACCAGAGACUAAAUACAGAAUUUCAGUAUUUGCGACUUAUACCAGUGGAGAAGGAGAACCUUUGACUGGAGAAGCCACAACUGAAAUAUCCCAAGAUUCCAAAAGCUUGAAAGUGGAUGAAGAAACAGAAAACACAAUGAGAGUUACGUGGAAACCAGCACCUGGGAAAGUUGUGAAUUACCGUGUGGUAUAUCGCCCCCGUGGAGGAGGGAGACAAAUGGUUGCUAAAGUUCCACCCACAGUCACCUCAACAGUGUUAAAGCGACUUCAGCCCCAGACCACAUAUGACAUCACAGUUCUUCCAAUUUACAAGACAGGAGAAGGAAAGCUUAGGCAAGGCUCAGGAACAACAGCAUCUCGAUUUAAAUCACCCAGAAACCUUAAAACAUCUGACCCAACUAUGUCAAGCUUCCGAGUGACAUGGGAGCCUGCCCCUGGGGAAGUGAAGGGUUAUAAAGUCACAUUCCACCCUACGGGGGAUGACAGACGACUUGGGGAGUUAGUAGUUGGACCAUAUGACAACACAGUUGUUUUGGAGGAACUUAGGGCGGGUACCACCUAUAAAGUAAAUGUUUUUGGAAUGUUUGAUGGAGGAGAAAGUUCACCACUCGUUGGACAAGAAAUGACGACCCUUUCUGACACAACUGUAAUGCCAGUUUUAUCCUCUGGGAUGGAGUGCCUGACCAGAGCUGAAGCAGACAUUGUGUUACUGGUGGAUGGAUCGUGGAGCAUUGGCCGGGCAAACUUUAGAACUGUGAGGAGUUUCAUUUCUCGUAUUGUGGAAGUCUUUGAGAUUGGCCCCAAAAGAGUACAAAUUGCUCUUGCUCAGUAUAGCGGAGACCCCAGAACAGAGUGGCAGUUAAAUGCUCACAGAGACAAGAAGAGCUUGCUGCAAGCUGUGGCAAACUUACCAUACAAAGGAGGGAACACUCUCACAGGCAUGGCUUUGAACUUCAUUCGCCAACAGAGUUUUAAGACCCAAGCUGGCAUGAGGCCGCGAGCUCGCAAAAUUGGUGUUCUCAUCACUGAUGGAAAAUCACAAGAUGAUGUAGAGGCACCUUCAAAGAAACUCAAGGAUGAAGGCGUUGAACUGUUUGCUGUUGGUAUUAAAAAUGCUGAUGAAGUUGAGUUAAAGAUGAUUGCAACUGAUCCUGAUGAUACCCAUGCAUACAAUGUGGCCGAUUUUGAGUCCCUCUCUAGGAUCGUGGAUGACCUCACCAUUAACUUGUGUAACAGUGUCAAAGGCCCAGGUGACUUGGAAGCACCUUCUAACCUAGUUAUUUCUGAGCGAACCCAUCGUUCCUUUAGAGUGAAUUGGACACCUCCUUCCGACAGUGUGGAUAGAUAUAAGGUGGAAUAUUACCCAGUUUCUGGUGGGAAACGUCAAGAAUUUUAUGUGAGUCGCAUGGAAACUAGCACAGUGCUGAAAGAUCUGAAGCCUGAAGAUGAGUAUGUUGUUAAUGUGUAUUCUGUGGUAGAAGAUGAAUAUAGCGAGCCUCUGAAGGGCACAGAAAAAACCUUGCAAGUCCCUGUAGUCAGCCUGAAUAUUUAUGACAUUGAGCCUACCACCAUGCAUGUGCAGUGGCAGCCCGUGGGAGGAGCUACUGGCUACACCUUGUCAUAUGAACCCACCAAUGCCACAGAACCAACAAAAGCCAAAGAGAUGCGUGUGGAGCCUACAGUGAAUGAUGUGCAGCUGAGUGACCUCAUCCCCAACACUGAGUAUGCAGUCACUGUUCAGGCCGCUCUGCAUGACCUUACCAGUGAACCUGCCACUGCUCGGGGAGUCACCUUACCUCUACCUGGACCUCGAGAUUUGAAAUUCAGAGAUGUGACUCACAGCACCAUGAAUGUCUUUUGGGAGCCUGCACCUGGAAAAGUGCGUAAAUAUAUCGUUCGAUACAAAACACCGGAAGAGGAUGCCAAAGAGGUAGAGGUGGAUAGAUCACGGACCAGCACCCCUCUCAGAGACCUCUUUUCACAAACCCUGUAUACAGUCAGUGUUUCUGCAGUGUAUGAUGAGGGGGAGUCUCCACCAGUGACUGCUCAAGAUACUACCCGACAUGUCCCAGCCCCGACCAAUCUAAGGAUUACUGAAGUAACACCAGAAAGUUUCAGAGGAACUUGGGAUCAUGGGGCUUCGGAUGUGUCUCUCUAUAGAAUCACCUGGGCCCCUUUGGGAAGUUCAGAUAAGAUGGAGACCAUUGUAAAUGGAGAUGAUAAUACUUUGGUAUUUGAAAAUCUGAACCCGAAUACUCUCUACGAAGUUUCAGUUACUGCUAUUUAUCCUGAUGAGUCUGAGAGCGAUGACCUGGUUGGCAGUGAGCGCACAUUACGUUUGAUACCCUUAACAACGCAAGCUCCAAAAAGUGGUCCACGAAAUCUUCAGGUAUAUAAUACCACAUCUAACAGCUUGACUGUAAAGUGGGAUCCUGCUAGUGGUCGUGUGCAGAAAUAUAAAAUCACUUACCAACCUUCAACAGGGGAAGGCAGUGAACAAACGACCACAAUAGGGGGACGGCAGAACAGCGUGGUCUUGCAGAAACUGAAGCCCGACACUCCUUACACGAUCACUGUGUCCUCCUUGUAUUCUGACGGUGAAGGAGGACGGAUGACAGGAAGAGGCAAGACCAAACCACUGAAUACAGUGAGGAACCUAAGAGUGUAUGACCCUUCUACCAGCACCCUGAAUGUUCGUUGGGACCAUGCAGAGGGAAAUCCUCGGCAGUAUAAGCUCUUCUAUACCCCAACAGCAGGUGGUCCAGAGGAACUGGUACCAAUCCCUGGGAAUACCAAUUAUGCUAUUCUUAGGAAUCUGCAGCCUGAUACUCCAUACACCAUCACAGUAGUUCCUGUUUAUGCUGAAGGUGAUGGGGGACGCACAUCAGAUACUGGAAGGACAUUGGUGAGAGGACUGGCAAGAAAUGUCCAAGUGUACAAUCCUACACCCAACAGCCUCGAUGUUCGCUGGGACCCUGCUCCUGGGCCUGUGCUGCAGUAUCGAAUUGUGUAUUCUCCAGUGGCUGGCACAAGACCCUCUGAAUCUAUUGUGGUGCCAGGAAAUACUCGAACAGUGAACCUGGAGCGACUGAUUCCGGACACACUCUAUUCUGUGAACAUCGUGGCUCUCUAUUCAGAUGGAGAGGGGAAUCCCAGUCCCAGCCAGGGCCAAACACUACCACGAAGUGGACCAAGAAACCUGAGGGUCUUUGACGAGACAACCAAUAGCCUUUCUGUAGCCUGGGACCAUGUUGAUGGGCCAGUUCAGCAAUACAGGAUCAUUUAUUCUCCCACUGUUGGUGAUCCAAUUGAUGAAUAUACGACAGUCCCAGGCAGAAGAAAUAAUGUAAUACUACAGUCCCUGCUAUCUGAUACUCCAUAUAAAAUUACUGUUAUAGCUGUUUAUGAAGAUGGAGAUGGUGGUCAUCUCACAGGAAAUGGAAGAACGGUGGGACUACUUCCUCCUCAGAACAUACAUAUUUCUGAUGAAUGGUAUACAAGAUUCAGGGUCUCCUGGGAUCCUUCACCAUCACCAGUUCUUGGAUACAAAAUUGUGUAUAAGCCAGUAGGUUCCAAUGAGCCCAUGGAAGUCUUUGUUGGAGAAGUGACAUCAUACACAUUACAUAAUCUCAAUCCCAGCACCACCUAUGAUGUGAAUGUUUAUGCUCAGUAUGAUUCUGGACUCAGUGUUCCCUUGACUGAUAAAGGCACUACCUUGUAUUUGAAUGUAACAGAUCUGAAAACUUACCAGGUGGGGUGGGAUACAUUCUGUGUCAGAUGGUCACCUCACCGGGCAGCCACCUCCUACAGACUAAAACUAAACCCUGCAGAUGGAACCAGAGGACAAGAAAUUACAGUGCGUGGAUCAGAAACCAGUCACUGCUUCACUGGCCUUUCACCAGACACUGAAUAUGGUGUCACUGUUUUUGUGCAGACACCAAAUCUUGAGGGACCAGGGGUUCCUGUCAGAGAACAUACCACUGUAAAACCAACUGAAGCUCCUACUGAGCCACCCACACCUCCUCCCCCUCCUACAAUUCCACCAGCCCGGGAUGUAUGCAAAGGAGCCAAGGCAGAUAUUGUGUUCUUGACUGAUGCCUCUUGGAGUAUUGGAGAUGAUAAUUUUAACAAAGUUGUAAAAUUCAUCUUCAAUACUGUGGGAGCCUUUGAUGAAGUCAAUCCUGCUGGAAUUCAGGUUUCAUUUGUGCAAUACAGUGAUGAAGUUAAGUCUGAAUUCAAGCUGAACACAUACAAUGACAAGGCCCAAGCCCUCGGGGCCCUCCAGAAUAUUAGGUACAGAGGAGGCAACACAAGAACAGGCAAGGCCCUCACAUUUAUCAAGGAAAAGGUCUUGACUUGGGAGAGCGGCAUGAGAAAGAAUGUCCCCAAGGUGCUGGUUGUGGUCACAGAUGGUAGGUCACAGGAUGAGGUCAAGAAGGCAGCUUUGGUCAUCCAACAGUCAGGGUUCAGUGUCUUUGUAGUUGGUGUCGCUGAUGUUGACUACAAUGAGCUUGCCAACAUUGCCAGCAAACCAAGUGAAAGGCAUGUGUUCAUUGUGGAUGACUUUGAGUCUUUUGAGAAGAUUGAGGACAACCUUAUUACAUUUGUUUGUGAAACUGCCACUUCAAGUUGCCCACUCAUUUAUUUGGAUGGCUACACCUCACCAGGUUUUAAGAUGCUUGAAGCAUACAACUUGACAGAAAAGAAUUUUGCUUCUGUACAAGGAGUCUCUUUGGAAUCAGGGUCUUUUCCCAGCUACUCAGCUUACAGGCUUCAGAAAAAUGCCUUUGUGAAUCAGCCUACAGUAGACCUACACCCAAAUGGACUCCCUCCUUCCUAUACGAUUAUCUUAUUGUUUAGACUUCUUCCUGAAAGCCCUAAUGACCCUUUUGCAAUCUGGCAAAUCACAGACAGAGACUACAAACCACAAGUUGGAGUGAUUGUGGAUCCUUCUACCAAGACAUUAUCAUUCUUUAACAAGGAUACAAGAGGCGAGGUGCAAACGAUAACAUUUGACACAGAUGAAGUGAAGACAUUAUUUUAUGGAAGUUUUCAUAAGGUUCAUAUCGUAGUGACCUCAAAAAGUGUUAAGAUUUACAUUGACUGCUAUGAAAUUAUAGAAAAAGACAUCAAAGAGGCUGGGAAUAUCACAACUGAUGGUUACGAAAUUCUUGGAAAACUGCUUAAAGGGGAGAGGAAAUCAGCCACAUUCCAAAUCCAGAAUUUUGACAUUGUCUGCAGUCCAGUAUGGACCAGUAGAGACAGAUGCUGUGAUAUUCCCUCUAGGAGAGAUGAAGCAAAAUGUCCUGCUCUUCCGAAUGCUUGCACAUGUACACAGGACAGUGUUGGACCUCCGGGACCACCAGGCCCUGCAGGAGGACCGGGUGCCAAAGGUCCCAGAGGUGAAAGAGGUAUCAGUGGGGCAAUUGGACCCCCUGGUCCUCGUGGAGAUACAGGUCCUCCAGGCCCUCAAGGUCCUCCAGGUCCCCAAGGACCCAAUGGACUGUCUAUUCCAGGAGAGCAAGGCCGUCAAGGGAUGAAAGGUGAAGCUGGGGAACCGGGACUGCCAGGCCGAACAGGAACCCCAGGCUUACCUGGCCCACCAGGACCAAUGGGACCUCCAGGAGACAGAGGCUUUACUGGAAAAGAUGGUGCAAUGGGACCCAGGGGCCCACCUGGGCCACCGGGAAGCCCAGGCUCUCCAGGAGUCACAGGACCAAGUGGGAAACCAGGAAAACCUGGAGACCAUGGCAGACCAGGUCCAUCUGGAUUGAAAGGAGAGAAAGGCGAUAGGGGAGACAUUGCUUCCCAGAACAUGAUGCGAGCAGUUGCAAGACAAGUCUGUGAACAACUGAUAAGUGGUCAGAUGAACAGAUUCAACCAGAUGCUGAAUCAGAUUCCAAAUGAUUACCACUCUAAUCGCAACCAGCCAGGGCCACCGGGUCCCCCAGGACCCCCCGGCAGUGCAGGAGCCAGAGGAGAACCAGGACCUGGGGGGCGGCCAGGUUUCCCAGGCUCACCAGGGAUGCAAGGACCGCCUGGUGAAAGAGGUUUGCCAGGAGAGAAAGGUGAAAGGGGUAUUGGAUCUCCAGGACCUCGAGGGUCACCUGGCCCCCCAGGUCCACAAGGAGAAUCCAGAACAGGUCCACCAGGGUCCACAGGUUCAAGAGGUCCACCUGGCCCCCCUGGUCGUACUGGAAACCCAGGUAUCCGGGGUCCCCCAGGUCCACCAGGAUACUGUGAUUCGUCUCAGUGUGCCAGCAUCCCAUACAAUGGGCAAGGCUAUCCAGAGCCAUAUGUGCCCGAGGGCGGGGCCUACCUGCCUGAGCGCGAGCCCUUCAUCGUGCCGGUGGAGCCCGAGCGGACCGCGGACGAGUAUGAGGACUACGGCGCCGAUGAGCCGGAGGAGGAGCGCCCUCCCCACGCGCGCUGGCGGCGCGCCCAGCCCCGCAGCCCCGGGCAGUGA
Messenger RNA from Orycteropus afer afer, 9363 nucleotides. It is a transcript of the gene COL12A1, whose product is annotated as collagen type XII alpha 1 chain. Gene Ontology annotation, molecular function: protein binding. The coding region runs from base 1 to 9363 and encodes 3120 amino acids. Lineage: Eukaryota; Metazoa; Chordata; Mammalia; Tubulidentata; Orycteropodidae. The record is from RefSeq and is a predicted model, not a curated record. The transcript is spliced from 65 exons.